Molecule: messenger RNA, 444 nt
Organism: Iphiclides podalirius (scarce swallowtail)
Lineage: Eukaryota; Metazoa; Arthropoda; Insecta; Lepidoptera; Papilionidae
Source: the annotation of a GenBank genome assembly
AUGCUUGAAAUUUCGAGACUGUUCGACGGAGCACACGGAACGCGGGUCGGGGGGAAAUGCAUCGAUCGGGAAGCUCGUGCAAGUGCAAUGUGCGUUGCAAAGGAUAGCGGGCGGGUAUUGACCGGCGCGCGCGGUGCGGCGGCGCAGAGCGGCCCUGCACUUGACUCGUGGCGGUGCAUCGGCCGCCGCGACCCGGGGAGGCUGCCCCCACACCUCUCCUUGCACACGCCGUCCGCUCCUCUCAAUUCCGAAAUGCCAGGGAUGGUAGGCGUGAGUGGGCUGGGGGUGGUGUGUGGGCGCGGGGUGGCGGGGGGCGGUAGGGUGGCGGGGCGGCUGGCUCCAAGGUCGCAGAGUCACAGCCGGGCAAGGUCGGCGUGCCCGCGCGUGCCCGAGCGCCCCCCACUCCGCCCCGUACCCGAUCGCUCCCUAGAUUUGCGUGGGAGG